AUGGCAGCCUGGAAAGAGCUUUUCUUGAACUGGGUUCCUUCGAUUCUUGUUCUUAUCUCUUUAUAUCUUCAUAGUUCAUCUUCUUCAUUCAUUCCUGAUGAUAAUUACUUGAUUUCUUGUGGUUCUUCACAAAAUAUCACAUUUCUUGGCCAAAUUUAUGUCCCAGAUUCAUCAUUUCACCUCAAAACCCCGCAAAAUUCGAAUGAAAUCGAAUCGAAUUCGACUGUUCCAUUACCGAUCCACCAAUCUGCGCGAGUUUUCACCGCCAUUUCCUCCUACGAAUUCGAGAUCCGAAAACAAGGUCGCCAUUGGAUCCGACUCCAUUUUUACCCGAUCCCCGGCCACCACCUCGAUUCGGCCUCGUUCACCGUCGUCACUGAAAGCUUUGUCCUCUUAAACAGUUACAGUUUCAAAAGCCACAACGGUUCUUCGUUUGUUUCGAAAGAGUUUUCGAUCAAUGUGACUUCAAACACAUUGCUUCUGAACUUCGUCCCGUCGAACAAUUCGAUCGCGUUUGUGAACGCAAUUGAAGUUGUUUCGAUUCCCGAUAACUUGAUCCCUGAUCAAGCUAUUGGGUUAUCUCCGUCCAGCCCGGUUAACGGGUUGGCGGAGCUUGCGUUCGAGACUGUUUACCGAUUGAACAUGGGGGGACCGAAACUCAGUCCGCAGAAUGAUACGUUAGGAAGAACGUGGGAAAACGAUGAGAAAUACCUUCAUGUUAAUAGCUCCGCUGCAAAUGUGUCGAUAAAUCCUUCGUUUGUGAAGUAUCCCGAUGAUUUGACGCCGGAUAUAGCGCCGAAUUGGGUGUAUGCAACGGCUCAGACGAUGGGCGAUGCGAAUGUCGCGAAUUUGAACUUUAAUGUCACUUGGGUUCUUCCGGUUGAUCCCGAUUUUGCGUAUUUUGUUCGGGUUCAUUUUUGCGAUAUCGUGAGCACGUCUUUGAAUACUCUUGUGUUCAAUUUGUAUAUAAAUUCCGAUAAUGCUUAUGCCAGUUUGGAUCUCUCGAGCUUGACCGGUAAUUUGGAUGUUCCGGUGUAUAAGGAUUUCGUCGUGAAUUCGACGGAUAAUUCGAAUACUUUGUCGGUUAGUGUUGGCCCGGACGCGGAUGCAGAUGAAGCCAACGCGAUUCUGAACGGUCUUGAAAUCUUGAAGAUUAGCAAUGGAGCUCGAAGCUUAGAUGGGGUUUCGGUGGUGGGUGAUCUGGUUGUUUUUCCCGCGAGCCGGAAGAAGAAGAUUGGGGUUGUUGUUGCGGCGGUUCUCGGGUUGGUGGUGGUGGUGAUUCUUUUGGGUUUGUGUUAUUGUUGGAAGGCGGGUCGUGGGUCGAAAAAGACGGAUCGUACGAAACCGUGGCUUCCGCUUCCAUUGUAUGGGAAUUCCGUCACCAUGACGAAGAUGUCGACGACGGCAAGCUGCAUUUCGUUGGCUUCGUGUAAUCUCGGAAGGAACUUUAGUUUUCAAGAAAUCAUGGAGGCGACGAAUAAGUUCGACGAAAGUUUGUUGCUUGGAGUCGGUGGUUUCGGGCGGGUUUACAAGGGAACGAUGGAAGACGGGACCCUUGUCGCGGUAAAACGGGGAAACCCGAGAUCGGAACAAGGUCUUGCGGAGUUUCGAACGGAGAUUGAGAUGUUGUCGAAGCUACGGCAUCGUCAUCUCGUCUCGCUCAUCGGGUAUUGCGAUGAACGAUCAGAAAUGAUUCUCAUUUACGAGUUCAUGGCAAACGGGCCCCUCAGGAGCCAUCUUUACGGUACAGAUCUUCCGUCGCUUUCCUGGAAGCAAAGGUUGGAGAUCUGUAUCGGGGCCGCCAGGGGCCUACAUUAUCUCCAUACCGGUGCAUCACAAUGCGUGAUUCAUCGUGAUGUGAAAACGACUAACAUUUUGUUGGACGAGAAUUUCGUUGCAAAAGUUGCUGACUUCGGUCUGUCGAAGGCAGGACCCUCCCUCGACCAGACCCACGUCAGCACCGCCGUGAAGGGUAGUUUCGGGUACCUGGAUCCUGAAUACUUCCGACGACAACAACUGACGGAGAAAUCAGACGUGUAUUCAUUCGGGGUCGUACUGAUGGAGGUCUUGUGUACCAGACCGGCUUUGAACCCGGUUCUUCCGAGAGAUCAAGUGAACAUCGCCGAAUGGGCUCUAACAUGGCAAAAAAGGGGGAAUUUGGAUCAAAUUAUGGAUCAGAAUCUUGUCGGGAAGGUGAACCCGGCAUCGUUGAAGAAAUACGGUGAAACCGCGGAAAAAUGUUUGGCGGAGUACGGUGCCGAUCGGCCAUCGAUGGGCGAUGUUUUGUGGACGUUGGAGUACGCGUUGCAGCUCGAAGAGACGUCUUCAGCUCUAUUGGAACCGGAAGAUAGCAGCAUGAACCAUAUCCCGGGGAUCGUAUUGAGCCCACUCGAACCGCUUGAUAACAGCGUGAGUAUGAUCGAUGGGGACGAUUUCAGGACCAAUAAUGGCGGGGCGGAUGGUACAACGAGUGGCGUGUUCUCUCAACUCGUACAUCCGCGAGGAAGAUGAUCGAAUGGAGUCGGUGGCAGAUAUAAAAAUUUAAAGAAAUUGACCAAAAUAAUCCAUCUUUCCGACCAAAAUUCACUUUUUAGCCAUUUUUUGAACCAAAUUCUCAUUUUAUCUGGAAUUUAAGCAAAUGGGAUGCUUAUGCAACUUUACAUAAAAUAUUUUCUUUUUUCAUUUUUUUUAAUUUAAAAAUCGAGUUUAUGUCGAUUAAAAUGGGAAUAAUAUUGAAAAAAAUGCUAAAAAGUGAAUUUGGUUGGAGAGAUUUGUUAUUUUGGUCGAUUUCUUUGUACAUUAUGCAAAAUGAAUCACGAUGGUGACGUUAUAAAAGCCGUAGAAGAA
This is a messenger RNA of Cynara cardunculus var. scolymus (artichoke), 2847 nucleotides long. Its product is annotated as receptor-like protein kinase THESEUS 1. Bases 1 to 2511 code for a protein of 836 amino acids. Gene Ontology annotation, biological process: protein autophosphorylation. The record is from RefSeq and is a predicted model, not a curated record. The transcript has 3 exons. Lineage: Eukaryota; Viridiplantae; Streptophyta; Magnoliopsida; Asterales; Asteraceae. Gene Ontology annotation, molecular function: ATP binding; transmembrane receptor protein tyrosine kinase activity. Gene Ontology annotation, cellular component: plasmodesma; plasma membrane.